Messenger RNA from Knipowitschia caucasica, 3516 nucleotides. NCBI's taxonomy places the organism in Eukaryota, Metazoa, Chordata, Actinopteri, Gobiiformes, Gobiidae. The record is from the annotation of a GenBank genome assembly.
AUGGCGGAAGAGGAGGUGGCCAAGCUGCAGAAGCACCUGACUCUGCUUCGGCAGGAGUAUGUGAAGAUGCAGCAGAAGCUGGCCGACACAGAGCGGCGCUGUGCGGUGCUCGCGGCACAGGCCUCUGGUCCCGGCGUGUCCGCUCCGGGCUCCACUGGCCAAACAUCUGCAGACACUUUCAUCAGCCGUUUACUGGAGAUUGUGGCUGACCUUUAUAAACAGGAACAGUACAGUGACCUGAAGGUAAAGGUUGCAGGUGACGAGCUUUGUGCUCACAAAUUUGUGUUGGCAGCUCGCAGUGACAUCUGGAGUCUGGCCAACAUGGCCUCUACAUCUGAACUGGACCUCUCUGAUUGCAAACCUGAUGUUGCCGUAGCUAUGUUGCGUUGGGCUUAUUCGGACGAAUUAGAACUUACUGAGGACGAUGUCUUUCUUAUCGAUCUAAUGAAACUGGCCAAUCGUUUUCAACUUCAGUUGCUCAGAGAGAGAUGUGAAAAAGGUGUAAUGUCUUCUGUAAAUGUCAGAAACUGCAUUCGGUUCUACCAAACUGCUGAAGAACUAAAUGCUACAACUUUAAUGAACUAUUGUGGAGAGAUUAUUGCCAGUCACUGGGAUGAUCUCAGAAAAGAAGAUUUCUGUACUAUGAGUGCACAGCUCCUGUACAAAAUGAUCAAGUCUAAAACUGAGUAUCCCCUUCACAAAGCCAUUAAAGUAGAGAGAGAAGAUGUGGUCUUUCUCUAUCUUAUUGAAAUGGAUUCCCAGCUACCUGCUAAGCUUAAUGAACUUGAUAACAAUGGUGAUCUGGCACUUGAUCUGGCACUUUCCCGAAAAUUAGAGAGCAUUGCCAUCACUCUGGUAAACAACAAGGCGGAUGUGGAUAUGGUGGACCAGAGCGGCUGGAGUCUGCUGCACAAGGCCAUUCAGAGAGGUGAUGAAUUUGCCUCCAUAUUCCUAAUUCGCCAUUCGGCUCAGGUGAAUGCUGCUACUGUGGGAGCUGUAGAAACGCCUUUGCACUUAGUAUGCUCUUUUAGUCCUAAAAAGCACUCGGUGGAAGUCAUGGAAGGAAUGACACAAAUUGCUGAGUCCUUACUGAAGGCUGGAGCCAACGCUAACAUGCAGAACAGCAAGGGCAGGACACCUUUACAUGAAGCUGUGACAUCAGGAAAUGAGACGGUUUUCAAGCAGCUUUUACAAUGCAAACAGCUUGAUCUGGAACUCAAAGAUCAUGAAGGCAGCACACCAUUAUGGCUGGCUUUGCAAUAUAUAACAGUUGCUUCUGAUUCAACUGUAAAUCCAUUUGAAGUUGAGGCACCUGUACUGAACGGCACUAGUUUUGAUGAAAACAGUUUUGCUGCACAGCUCAUUCACAGGGGGAGUAACCCCGAUGCACCAGACAAUACCACAGAAAAUUGCCUUUUGCAGAGAGCCGCCCUGGCAUGCAAUGAGGCAGCGGCACUUUUCUUAGCUACACACGGUGCCAAAGUGAAUCAUAUUAACAAAUGGGGCGAGAGUCCGCUUCACACAGCAUGCCGUUGUGGCCUUGCAAAUUUAACUGCAGAGCUUCUCCAGCAGGGGGCAAACCCUAACCUGCAAACACUGAAGGCUCUGCCGGAAGACAACCCUGCAGUAGCUCUGCAAACCCCACUUCAUAUGGCCAUCGCACACAACCAUCCAGAUGUUGUCUCUGUGAUUCUCGAACAAAAAGCAAAUGCCCUUCAUGCGACAAACAAUUUCCAGAUUAUUCCUGACUUCAGCCUCAAAGACUCAGUCGACCAGACAGUGCUUGGCUUGGCUCUGUGGACAGGCAUGCACACAAUAGCAGCACAGCUGCUGGGCUCAGGGGCAUCUAUUAAUGACACUAUGUCCAAUGGACAAACCUUGCUUCACAUGGCAAUCCAAAGACAGGAUAGCAAAAGUGCCCUCUUUCUUCUUGAGCAUCAGGCUGAUAUCAAUGUCAGAACACAAGAGGGGCAAACGGCACUGCAAUUGGCGAUUGAGAACCAGCUGCCUCUAGUAGUGGAUGCUCUUUGCACUCGAGGAGCUGAUAUGUCUGUUGUUGACGACAAAGGGGAUCCCCCGCUGUGGUCAGCUCUGGUCAGUGGUUUGGAAGAUAUUGCUUCCACGCUGGUCCGCCAUGGAUGUGAUGCCACGUGUUGGAGCUCGGGCCCCUCUGACUGCCUGCAGACACUUUUGCACAGAGCUGUUGAUGAGAACAAUGAGGUCAUCGCUUGCUUUCUCAUUCGCAGUGGGUGCGAUGUAAACAGUUCCAGAAGACCAGGACCGAAUGGAGAAGGGGAUGAAGAAGCCAGAGACGGACAAACGCCACUGCACCUGGCUAGCAGCUGGGGUUUAGAAGAGGUCGUGCAGUGCCUUCUAGAGUUUGGAGCAAAUGUUAAUGCACAGGAUGCUGAGGGGAAAGCUCCCAUCCACGCUGCCAUCAGCAAUCAGCACAAUGUGAUUAUACAGUUACUGAUUUCCCAUCCUGAUAUCCGUCUCACCAUUCGUGAUCGUCAGGGAAUGACCCCUUUUGCUUGUGCCAUGACCAACAAAAACAAUAAGGCUGCAGAAUCUAUUCUUAAGCGUGAGCCUGGUGCUGCCGAGCAGGUGGAUAAUAAAGGGCGCAAUUUUCUUCACGUCGCUGUACAAAAUUCAGACAUUGAAAGUGUCUUGUUCCUUAUAAGCGUCCAAGCAAAUGUCAACUCAAGAGUUCAGGAUGCAGCCAAACUAACCCCUCUCCAUUUGGCUGUCCAAUCUGGCUCAGAGAUUAUUGUGCGGAACUUGUUACUUGCUGGUGCUAAAAUCAAUGAGGUGACGAAGCACAGACAGACAGCUCUACAUUUAGCUGCUCAACAGGACCUUGCCACAAUUUGUUCUGUUUUGUUGGAAAAUGGAAUUGACUUUGCAGCAGAAGAUGAAAAUGGCAACAAUGCUCUGCAUUUGGCUGUGAUGCAAGGCCGCCUUAACAAUGUCAGAGUUCUCCUCACAGAGUCCACUAUAGAUGCAGAGGCCUUCAAUCUCAGGGGACAGUCACCAAUGCACGUGUUGGGCCAUUAUGGAAAAGAAAAUGCUGCUGCCAUUUUCGAAUUGUUCCUUGAGUGUAUGCCGGAGUAUCCUCUUGACAAACCAGACAAUGAGGGGAACACAGUUCUUCUACUGGCAUACAUGAAAGGAAAUGCUAAUUUAUGCCGUGCCAUUGUAAGAGCGGGUGCACGACUUGGUGUCAAUAAUAGUCAGGGAAUUAACAUUUUUAAUUACCAAGUUGCAACCAAACAGUUGCUCUUCCGCCUUUUAGACAUGCUUUCCAAAGAGCCCCCAUGGUGUGAUGGAUCAAACUGCUACGAAUGUGGUGCCAAAUUUGGUGUUACAACACGGAAACAUCACUGCCGUCACUGUGGGCGUCUUUUGUGCCACAAGUGCUCGAUAAAGGAGAUCCCAAUCAUUAAGUUUGACCUGAACAAGCCUGUGAGGGUUUGCGACAUCUGCUUUGAUGUACUAACUUUGGGAGGGGUAUCAUAA